Dioscorea cayenensis subsp. rotundata (Guinea yam) is the source of this 2565-nucleotide messenger RNA. RefSeq names its product L-type lectin-domain containing receptor kinase SIT2-like. Gene Ontology annotation, molecular function: ATP binding; carbohydrate binding; protein kinase activity. Gene Ontology annotation, cellular component: plasma membrane. The record is from RefSeq and is a predicted model, not a curated record. Bases 152 to 2050 code for a protein of 632 amino acids. Gene Ontology annotation, biological process: protein phosphorylation. The transcript is spliced from 2 exons. NCBI's taxonomy places the organism in Eukaryota, Viridiplantae, Streptophyta, Magnoliopsida, Dioscoreales, Dioscoreaceae.
CAUUAAUUGCGUCGGUGUUAAGGCCUACCUCUUUGCUUUCCCUGCUCAUCUUGUGUUUGAUAAAAGGCCUCAAAGAGACUAAAUCAUCGGAAUCCUUUGCAUUGGCUGUGAUUUUGAUUGCUGGCCUGUGCAUCUACUCUGCUUUACGUGGAUGUCUGUGAAAAUUUUCUUCUGUGCUCUCCUUUUGAGACUUGGGCUUUCGGCAAGUGAUGAUUUUGCAUACAAUGGAUUCAAGGGUGUGAGCCUCAGCCUGGAUGGUUCAGCAGGAAUUACAUCGGAUGGUCUCCUGAUGCUGACCAAUGUUACGAGGCAUGCCAUGGGCCAUGCUUUCUUUCCUUCUCCACUGAGGUUCAAAAACUCUCAGGCUGAUAAUGUUCUCUCUUUCUCUACCACAUUUGUCUUUGCCAUUUUCCCUGAGCACAAAAUGCUUGGUAACGGUGGGUUUACUUUUGUUCUCUCACCUUCAAAAGACUUGACAAAAGCUUCUGCAGAUUAUUUUCUUGGCAUUGUGAACAUAACGAACAAUGGAAAUGCAUCCAAUCAUAUCUUGGCUGUUGAGUUUGACACAGGGCAAAGCACUGAGACAGAAGACAUUUAUGACAACCAUGUUGGCAUUGACAUCAAUAGUGUUAUAUCUAAUUACUCAAAACCUGCCGGUUUCAUAUCAGAUGAUGAUGGUAAAUCUCAGAACCUAAUCCUUUUGAGUGGCGAGCCAAUGCAAGUCUGGAUAGAAUAUAAUGGUACAAACAUGCAGUUCAAUGUAACUUUAGCUCCCCUCUGGAAGCCUAAACCCAAGAUUGCUCUCCUAUCGUCUACCAUAAAUCUAUCUAGCAUUAUUUUGGACCGUAUGUAUGUUGGUUUCUCUGGUUCAGUGGGAACUCUUUAUUUGUACCAUUAUAUUCUUGGUUGGAGCUUUAAUAUGGAAGGUAAAGCUUCUGCGCUUAACCUAUCAAGUCUCCCACCACUGCCUCAAAAUUUGACAUCAUCAGAGAAGAAACGGAAGACUCUAGUGCUAUGGCUUCCCUUGACUAUUUUUCUUGUUCUAUUGACCAUUGCGGGUGCCACACUUACAAUGGUAAGGAAGAAAAAGUUUUCAGAGUUACAUGAUGACUGGGAGCUAGAAUUUGAGGCCAACAGAUUCCCUUACGAGCAACUAUACAAGGCAACAAGAGGUUUCAAGGAUAAGUAUCUUCUUGGAAUUGGAGGUUCUGGUAGGGUAUAUAGAGGAGUUUUACCAGGUUCUAAAUUGGAAGUGGCAGUUAAGAGAGUCUCCCAUGAGUCCAAGCAAGGAGUAAGGGAGUUUGUGGCAGAAAUUGUGAGCCUGGGUAAGCUCCGGCAUCGAAACUUGGUUCAGCUCUUGGGGUACUGUAGGCGCAAAGGAGAGCUUCUUUUAGUGUAUGAGUACAUGCCAAACGGGAGCCUUGAUAAAUUUCUAUUCAGUGAAACCAAACAAAGUCUUGAUUGGAGUUUGAGGUUUAGGAUAAUCAAAGGUGUGGCAUCUGGUCUCCGGUAUUUACAUGAUGGUUGGGAUCAAGUUGUGAUUCAUAGAGACAUUAAGGCCAGCAAUGUGUUGCUUGAUGGUUAUAUGAAUGGGAGGCUUGGUGAUUUUGGACUUGCAAGGUUAUAUGAUCGUGGUGCUGCUGCUCGGACUACCAAUGUUGUAGGAAGUCCUGGUUUUCUGGCACCUGAGCUUGCUAGAACUUGCAAGGUCACAAUGAGCAGUGAUGUGUUUGCCUUUGGGGCUUUUCUGCUGGAGGUUGCUUGUGGGAGGAGGGCCAUAGAACCAGAUAAACAAGAGUCGGAACAGGUUUUGGUCGACUGGGUGUUUGCAAAUUGGAAAAUGGGAACCAUAUAUAAGACAAAGGACCCAAGAUUGGGAAAUGAUUACGUGUUGGAGGAGUUAGAUUUGGUUUUGAAACUUGGAUUGCUUUGUUCACAUCCUUCGCCUUCAGCAAGGCCAAGUAUGAGGCAAAUUACACGGUUCCUAAACGGAGAUGUGCCUCCCCCGGAGAUGCUUCCUUAUCAAUGUCAUGCCAGUGGUAGUUUUUGAUUCAGAAAUGAAUACAACUGAAGGAAUUGAAGUUUAUAGCUUUAUAGCCAUGUGGUGAACUGAAGUCUUGUAUUUGAAGUACUUUUGGGUGAAGCAGCAUUUUUGUGUUUAUUCCUAUAUAUUUGCAAUUCAUUUGUGACCACUCUCAUAAGAAAAUUUUAGUUCCUUUCAAGUGCCACUGGUCUGAAACUGUCACUUUUUGUCCAUUGUUGAUAUAUAUUUAUUUUCCUUUUCAAACUUCUCUUUCGUCCACUGUUUUAUAACUAAUUGACAUCUGAGACCCCUCAUGAAAGGAACCUGAAGCAUCAUUCAGUUUUUGCACUUGUGUAGUCAGCCCAUAUUGUCUCCGGAAGUAUAUAAUUAGCUGAUUUUUAGUGUUCAGAUUCAUCCAUUCAAUCUUACUGAAAAUCUACUGCAUGCUGCUUCAUCUCUCUCAGAUAACUAGCAAAAGCUUUCUUCAAUAUACAUUUUUCUUUGUUUGUAUAGAAAAUAUGUAGCUUCAUUUUUAUUGUAUC